AUGGACCUGGUGACAUUGUUUAUUGUCAAUCAGAUUGCUGCUAAGAAAGAAAUUAAAGAUCCUCCAAAAGUAGCAGUUCUUGGCAGCAGUAAAGGAGGAUCCCGGCAGAAGAGGACUGAGCCCCUGGUGCUCCCGAUGAGUCCCUGCUCUCCAUCACAGCUGAGUCUCAUUGAGGGUCAGCCUCCGUACAGUGUCCCAAAAAUGAGAGAAAGAAAACAUGUUAUUCCACAAGGCUUCAAGUGUCGGCAGUUGUCACCAGUGUUGGAGUCAGCUUUCUCAGACAACAGUGCAUCUGACUACCUGCCACUAAUAACCGACCCCCUGAGCCCCUUCUCCUCAUCAGCGUCCUCAGGCCAAGGAAUGUUUCCCCCGCAGCAAAGAAGUCCGACGCAGUUACCUCCGCACUGCUCCCCUCCACCCUGGGACACCUCAGGGCUGGAGCAAACCAAGUUUCAGCUUUUCUCCCAGCCCAGAGGUAUGAGCAACGGCGUCCCCUGGUCCUGUGGACCAAACCCAUCCCUCUACCAACUGGAGACGCCCACAGCGGCCCAGUCCCUGUUUAGAAGUUCGGAGCCAGCCAACACAGAUGCCAGGAACCAAACAAGACAUGAGGUCACCUUUUCUCUCAGCCAGCCGGCGGACAAGGAGCCCAUGCUGGACUUCACUCUGAACCAGUCAGAAACGGAGCAGCAGUUUGAGGAAGAUUACUUCAGGGGCUUCAGAAGUGAGCAGCGUGAAAGAGAGGGUGAAUAUUAA
Messenger RNA from Plectropomus leopardus (leopard coralgrouper), 756 nucleotides. The record is from RefSeq and is a predicted model, not a curated record. Lineage: Eukaryota; Metazoa; Chordata; Actinopteri; Perciformes; Serranidae.